AGGUUGUUUUUGUGUGGAUUGUGAAACUAGUAGACUGGAAGCCAUAAAAUUAUCACAACAGUAUUGUACCGUAAAGUAUCUAGACUGGACAUUUAAAAGACUGUGUAUUGUAUUGACCGCUAAGCACCCCAAAAUUAUUCUGAUAAAAACUAUACCGUUAUUCUACUAGGAGAAGACAGAGAUAAAGAAAGGACAAGGCCCGAUGAAGCUUGUAGCUCUGUUCUUGUGUAGCGCCGCUUGCUGCUGUGCUGCAGGGGCGUCUGUCCCAGAAUCCCAAGGAGAUGACUGUCCAUCUCCAUCUUGGGUUCAGUUCAACAACAACUGCUACACUUUUCUUCAUGAAACAUUAAAGAACUCACUUAAUAUUGGAGUUGCUCGAGAUCUUUGCAAAGUUUCAGGUGCUGACAUCAUAAGUGUCAAUAGCGAAGGAGAAAAUGCAUUUCUAUUAAAUAUGUUUCAGACAGAAUGGAAGGGCCCUCAGGACAUUUUGCUGGGUCUGUUCUAUGACGUUGAUGACAAUUCUCUUAAAUGGUACGACAAUUCUGAGGUAACAUUUACAAACUGGAGAGAUGAACAGCAACAAGUCAAUGAGGAUUUAAGCACAUGCAUUAAAAUGAACACAGAAAGUGGUUUGUGGGAUGUAAUCAGCUGUGAACAUUUUCUGGAAAUAGGAACAUUGUGUAAAAUGAGGUCAAAUAUCCAAAAGGAGAAAAAACAAACUGGUCAAAAAGCUUUAUUAAUUACUUUGAUCAUCACUGUUGCCCUCCUCGUAGGAAUAGUUUCAACGGUAUUAUUGGUACUGUACAAAGGAAAACCUCUCUCUUCUGGAUUUAUGUCUAGAAAUCAGCAUGUGGUGUCACAAGUUCUUCCUUACAGUGAUGAGACUAUUUUAGUGGACUCGAUGGAAAAGGAGGACUCUGCAUGAAGGAUACUAUUCUAUGCCGGCUUAAAAACUAGUACCUGUAAAAAUGUAUACAGCUAUUCUAUUUUACAGUGGUGAAAAUAUGUAUUGUUACCCAUGUCAGGUUAUCAUUAGAGAUCCACAAAUACAGGUUAAAAGAACAUUAAUGGUGAUCCUCAUUGACACCUUAAAGAUCCAGAAUUUCAGUAUAUCCAUAUCUUAUGCACAGAUGACUUCAUCAAAAUGUGCUCAGACAUGGAUAUGUCUACUGAGGUUCUGGAGGUUGGAGCCAUGAAUCAUUGCUUAAAAAUAUCAACAUAUUCAUAGACCUUGGUUAUCAGGAGGUGCAUCAGACUUUAGUAAGAAUAGUAUGCAUAGCAGUGAUCUACAUUCAUAAAUAACCUAUUCAGGCUCUCCUGUCUCACCAAUUAAUAUGUUAUAUAGAGGGCAUUAGCUAAAAAAGGAAGACAUGAUUGACCGUUUGUGAAUAGAAUUCAUAAAACAACAUUAACCAAUGAGAAUGGAGAUGCUUUUAUUAAAAUUGAGUCAUAUCGCUGCAUAUCCUGUUGCAUAUUUCCAUAGUAGUCAUCUGUCUAUUUGAAAAAAAAAAUGUAAAAUUAAAUAAAAGUAACUUCUCAACUAAUUACUUAGUGAUUGUUCUGGAAUGUUUUGUUUUUAUACAUAUUGCAUUUAAAGGGACCUAAUACUCAGUUUAUAAUUUGUUCUAUUUAAGAGACUCAAAAAUUGUAUUAUAGUGCUAGUUUUUUUGUUUUCUUUUAAAUGUAUCUUCCUGUACUAAAUAAGCCAACUUUUUUCUGUUAUUUGUCUCUAUUAGCCAGAGAACACAACCAUGCACUUCCUAUUAGUUUCACUUUAAAUGUAAACAUCUUUUACUUAACCCCUUAAUGACAACAGUACUUUUCAAUUUUCUGUCCGUUUGGGACAAAGGCUAUUUUUACAUUUUUGCGGUGUUUGUGUUUAGCUGUAAUUUUCCUCUUUCUCAUUUACUGUACCCACACAUAUUAUAUACUGUUUUUCUCGCCAUUAAAUGGACUUUCUAAAGAUACCAUUAUUUAUAUCAUAUCUUAUAAUUUACUAUAAAAAAAAUAUAAAAUAUGAGGAAAAAAUGAAAAAAAAAAAAACACUUUUUAUAACUUUUAGUCCCAAAAUCUGUUACACAUCUACAACCACCAAAAAACACCCAUGCUAAAUAGUUUCUAAAUGUUGUCCUGAGUUUAGAAAUACCCAAUGUUUUUUUUUGCAAGUUAUAUGGCAAUAAAUACAAGUAACACUUUGCUAUUUCCAAACCACUUUUUUUCAAAAUUAGCGCUAGUUACAUUGGGACACUGAUAUCUUUCAGGAAUCCCUGAAUAUCCCUUGACAUGUGUAUAUUUUUUUUUAGAAGACAUCCCAAAGUAUUGAUCUAGGCCCAUUUUGGUAUAUUUCAUGCCACCAUUUCACCGCCAAAUGCGAUCAAAUACAAAAAAUUGUUCACUUUUUCACAAAUUUUUUCACAAACUUUCGGUUUCUCAAUGAAAUUAUUUACAAACAGCUUGUGCAAUUAUGGCAUAAAUGGUUGUAAAUGCUUCUCUGGGAUCCCCUUUGUUCAGAAAUAGUAGACAUAUAUGGCUUUGGCGUUGCUUUUUGGUAAUUAGAAGGCCGCUAAAUGCCACUGCGGCACAUACGUGUAUUAUGCCCAGCAGUGAAGGUUUUAAUUAGGGAGCUUUUUGGGGUAAUUUUAGCUUUAGUGUAGUGUAGUAAACAACCCAAAAUAUUGAUAUAGGCCCAUUUUGGUCUAUUUCAUGCCACCAUUUCACCGCCAAAUAUGGUCAAAUAAAAAAAAACUUAAAAUUUUUCACAAUUUUAGGUUUCUUACUAAAAUCAUUUACAAACACCUUGUGCAAUUAUGGCACAAAUGGUUGUACAUGCUUCUCUGGGAUCCCCUUUGUUCAGAAAUAGCAGACAUAUAUGGCUUUGGCGUUGCUUUUUGGUAAUUAGAAGGCCUCUAAAUGCCGCUGCGCACCACACGUGUAUUAUGCCCAGCAUUGCAGGGGUUAAUUAGGGAGCUUGUAGGGAACUUGUAGGGUUAAUUUUAGCUUUAGUGUAGUGUAGUAGACAACCCAAAGUAUUGAUCUAGGCCCAUUUUGGUAUAUUUCAUGCCACCAUUUCACUGCCAAAUGCGAUCAAAUAAAAAAAAAUUGUUUCCUUUUUCACAAACUUUAGGUUUUUCACUGAAAUUAUUUACAAACAGCUUGUGCAAUUAUGGCACAAAUGGUUGUAAAUGCUUCUCUGGGAUCCCCUUUGUUCAGAAAUAGCAGACUUAUAUGGCUUUGGCGUUGCUUUUUGAUAAUUAGAAGGCCGCUAAAUGCCACUGCGCAUCACACGUGUAUUAUGGCUAGCAGUAAAGGGGUUAAUUAGGUAGCUUGUAGGGAGCUUACAGGGUUAAUUUUAGCUUUAGUGUAGAGAUCAGCCUCCCACCUGAAACAUCAGACCCCCUGAUCCCUCCCAAACAGCUCUCUUCCUUCCCCCACCCCACAAUUGUCCCCGCCAUCUUAAGUACUGGCAGAAAGUCUGCCAGUACUAAAAAAAAAGGUAUAUUUGGUUUGUUUGUUUUUUAGCAUAUUUACAUAUGCUGCUGUGUAGAAUCCCCCCUUAGCCCCCAACCUCACGGAUCCCCCAUCAAACAGUUCUCUAACCCUACCCCUCUAGCUUAAUGGGCGCCAUCUUGGAUACUGGCAGCUGUCUGCCAGUACCCAGUUUAUUAAAAAAAAUAAUUUGAAUAUUUGUUUUCCCUUUUCUGUAGUGUAGCUUCCCCCUCCCCUCUCUCAGAACUCUUCUAUUGUUUAGAAAUAAAAAUUACCCCAAUUUUCCCCCAAUUUUUUAUUUUUCUGUAGUGUAGCGGUUCCCACCCGCUCCCGCCCGUGCACGCGCCCGCCGCCCCCGUGCAUGCGUGUCUGUGCGCGCCCCCUGACAAAUUCCUCCUCUGAUCCGGCCUCCGAUCCCGCCCCCCCUCCACAUCACAGGCCGCCCACCCGCCUCCCUCCUUUGCUGCCACCCACCAACGAUGCUCCGGUGCAGAGAGGGCCACAGAGUGGCUCUCUCUGCAUCGGAGGCUUGUAAAGGGGUAUUGUAGGAUGCCUCCAUAUCGAGGCAUCACUGCAAUACCCUCAGAGCUGCUGGAAGCGAUCUUAAUCGCUUCCAGCACUCUGUUAGACCACAGACGUACCAGGUACGUCUAUUGUCAUUAACUGCUUGUUAAUGCAUGACGUACCUGGUACGUCAGUUGUCAUUAAGGGGUUAAAGGGACAUUAAAGCCUCAGUUAAACGUUCCUGGCUUAGCUAGAACAUGAGAUUGUAAACAAUUUUCCAAUUUACUUCUGUUGACAAAUUUGCUUUAUUAGGAGCUCAACAAUGUAUAACACAUCUACAAAGAAUGUUUGUAGAGUUCUUAAGAAACUCAAAGCCUACCUAGAUUUACUCUUUAAAAAAGGAUACCAAUAGAACAAAGCAAAUUUGGUAACAGAAAUAAACUGGAAAGCUGUUUAAAAUGUCCGGCUCUAUCUGAAAUAUAAAAGUUUAAUUUGAAAACUUUUCUUUAAUGAGUCAGAUAACAUGCAAUUUAAAAUGACUUUCCAAUAUAAUUCUAGUAUGUAAUUUGCUUACUUCUCUUGGUAGAAAUGCACUGCUAGGAGCAAGCUAUUGAUUGGUGGCUAUACAUAAAUGCUAUUUGCUCACACAGGGCAAGAUUACGCGGUAUGGGUUUUCGCAAUCAAUUUCCAUUGCACAGGUAUGAUAAGUCUUGAGAAAUCGCGAUUGCGCGCACACAUUCGCCUUUAAUGCAACAAUCCUCUCCGCGCUCGAAGAGCUGUAGUUAACAGUUUUCCGAGGCAAAAAGUUUCACGAAAAACUUCAAAAAUACAUUAAAAAGUACAGAUACACUCAUAUUUUAAAAAUUAAAUUAAAAAAAUAUUGCACACAAAAGUUAUAAGAGCUAAAAGACAGAAGAUCUUGAGUUUUAGAAAAAAAAAUGCAGACGCAGGGAUUUUAUAUUGACAUACAUACACAUACAUAGAGAAACAUGGAUUUAUAUGUAUAGAGAUAUGUUUAACUCCUGAGAUAAUGAAAAUAUUUCACAUUACAAUCUUAUGCACAUUAAAUAAUAUCUCAGAGGGAUCUUCAAAGAGAUCAUCGCAUAUAGAUCUCGAGAUAUCUAGAUAUAUAUAAUCAUAUACAUAUCUUGCUAUAGAUAAACUGUAUAAGUCCAAAAAUCAUCACCUAUAUAGUGAAAUAUUUAUUUUAGAACAUAUUCCUUUUUCGAAAACACUCUCACAAUAUGAAAUAUUCGCAUUUUCAUGUACACUUUUCCAGGAGAAAACGUCAUACAUAUCUUGCUAUAGAUAGAUAUAUCAGUCCAAAAAUCAUCACAUAUAUAGUGAAAUAUUUAUUUAUAAAUAAAUAGAACAUAUUCCGUUACAAAAACAUUCUCACAAUGUGAAAUAUUCGCAUUUUCAUGUACACUUUUUGAGGAGAAAAUGUCAUGGGGUUUGCGCAACAGAUUAGGAUUUUAGUGUUUAUUUUUUCUAUUUGUCUACUCCAUUGACUGCUAUGGGGGAAUACGUGAAUAAGUUAUUUUGAAACUUGUAAUAGCUGCACAACUCCAGAUGCAAAAAAGCCAUAACGCGCGUAGUGUUUUCACAACUGAUUUGCCGCACCACAUGUAAUCUUGCCCACAGUGUGUCCAGCUAGCUCCCAAAAGUGCGUUGCUGCUCAUUUAACAAAGGAUACCAAGAGAGACAUUUUAAUAAUUGAAUUAAAUUGGAAAGUUGUUAAAACUUACAUGCUGUAUCUAAAUUGUGAAAUAAACAUUUUGGGUUUCAUGUCCCUUUAACUUUUAAUAUUGCAAAAAAAAAAAAAAUGUUUUCUUUCUGCUCUUUCAUAUACAUGAUUUAAACAUUUUGAGUAAUAUGUCUGAGAGAAACUAAAGGUUGUUACAUCUUAUUGUAUUAAAACAAAGUGAAAUUACAGUGGAAAUUAAAGUCUAUUUUCUAUUACAAA
Bombina bombina (fire-bellied toad) is the source of this 5956-nucleotide messenger RNA. It is a transcript of the gene CD302, whose product is annotated as CD302 molecule. NCBI's taxonomy places the organism in Eukaryota, Metazoa, Chordata, Amphibia, Anura, Bombinatoridae. The transcript has 6 exons. The record is from RefSeq and is a predicted model, not a curated record. Gene Ontology annotation, molecular function: signaling receptor activity. Bases 203 to 925 code for a protein of 240 amino acids.